Molecule: messenger RNA, 795 nt
Organism: Aureococcus anophagefferens
Lineage: Eukaryota; Pelagophyceae; Pelagomonadales; Pelagomonadaceae
Exons: 1
Coding region: 1-795 (264 amino acids)
Molecular function (GO): oxidoreductase activity
Source: RefSeq, a predicted model, not a curated record
AUGACGCGCGUCGCCGUCGUCACCGGCGCCAACAAGGGCAUCGGCUUCCACGUGGCGCAGCAGCUCCUCGCCUCCUGCACCGUGGUCAUCCUCGCCUGCCGAGAUGCGAGCCGCGGCGAGGCCGCCGUCCGGAGACUGAGCGAUCCGAAGGCGCGGUUCAUGCAGCUCGACAUCGGCGACGAGGCCUCCAUCGCGACGUUCGCCGCGGCCGUGGAACAAGACGUCGGCCGCGUCGACGCGCUCGUCAACGACGCGGCGAUCGCGUUCAAGGCCGCGGACCCGACGCCCUUCGCGGCCCAGACGGAGCCGACGCUGAAGAUCAACGUCCGGGGCACGGUCGCGCUCACCGACGCGCUCCUGCCGCUCCUGGAGCGGUCGGACGCGGGGCGGCUCGUGCACGUCGCGAGCAUGACGGGCAAGCUCCGCGAGGUGUCGCGGAAGCGGCGGCGGGACUUCUCGGACCCGGCGCUGACGACCGAACGGCUGCUGGGCCUGGCCGACGACUUCGCGGCGGACGUCGCCGCGGGCCGCCACAAGGCCGCGGGCUGGGGCUCGAGCAACUACGGCCUGUCGAAACCGUGCGUCAUCGCCCACUCGAAGAUCCUCGCGCGCAAGUACGCCGGCUCGGCGCUGCGCGUGAACGCGUGCUGCCCCGGCUACUGCCGGACGGACAUGUCCUCGAACCGCGGCGGCCGGCCGCCCGAGGUCGGCGCGCGGAACGCGGUCCUGCUCGCGCUGCCCGACUGCGGCCUCAACGGCGAGUUCGUCCAGGACGAGGCCGUCUCCGCGUGGUAG